GCCCUGGCUGGCUAACGUUUUGCUAUCAACAUCAACAUGAGUCUCCUGUCUGUGUCUGUAUGAUGGUUUUACAACCAUAGUGCUUACAGCACAUAUCGAUGAUAUACAAUAUCAGUUGGAGAACAAAUCACGAUCCCAAGUGCGCUGUUUUAAUGGGUGAUAACUCAACAAUCGGUCACUUUUUGUCUCAGUUGAGGAACAACUGCGAAGGAGCCGAAUUGAUCCCCAAAAGCGUUGAAAGACACUGGCGAGACUAACGUAAUCAUGUCUUACAGGAGAAAUCCCAUCAGAGAAGUUUAUGAACAGCGCGUGGUUGGUCAACAGCCUUCAUAUCAGAGGACUGUCAGCAUAGAGAGAAGAGGUGGCUACUCUAGAGCAGAGGAGAACUAUGACCGCACGGAUCCGCAUGAGGCCAAUCGCUACGCUGCUCCACGAGGUUACCCUAGCGAUGACCAGAGAGGCUACUAUAACGAAGGCACGUACUAUGCUAGUGGGCGGCGGAGUGGCACAGCUCCGUACAAGAGGGAGGACCCUGCUUAUUCUUCUUCCUAUUACCGUGGAGGAAGUUCUCUUCUGGAGGCACCAAUAGUUCGUCAGGUGGAGAUCAGUAGCAGUAGCCACGCAGCUCCCUUAACUGUCGUCAGGAGCACACAACCACCGGCGCCCCGAACUGUGACCAGCGCCAGGCCUGGUGCUGAAGAUGAGCCCAAGAGACAAAUCAUCCUGACGGACCGACUGGACGAUCUCGACGCGUCCAGACGGAAAGGGCCGGUUGCCUCUGUGCGAGAUCGCUCCCCGAUCGCGAGAGACGGCUCGCCCUCCUCCCUUAGUCGAUCAGGCUCCAGCGCCAGCGGCAGAAGCUACUCUCCUGACGUGGCCAAGAGCUAUGCCUACUCCGGCCCCGGCCUACCGAAGAAGAGAUACGAAGAACCAUAUGCCUCGAGUCGAGAGUCUGCAGAAAGAGAGAGGCCAUCCAGCUUCGCGUCGAGUGCAGCUCAAGACGGGCCUCCGAGUAGCUCUGUUUCGGCUUCACCUAUGGCCACCCAGGAUGACGCUCCAGCGGUGUCUGGUUUGGAAAAGGAUGUGCCGCUCCGAGAAGAGCUCGUCAAUGCCACAGAUGAGGAGAGACGUGCCCACGCCAUUGCUGCUAAGGCCCUGGAGAUCGAGAAGCUGUACAGGCAGGACUGUGAGACUUUUGGCACGGUGGUCAAGAUCCUGGUGUCGAAGGAGCCAGGCCUGGAGAAGCAGCUCCAGGGGCCCCUGAAGGACAGCCUGGAGGAGCUCCGCCAUCGCUGUCUGGAUGACCUGCGUGUCUUCAUAGAUGACAUGGACGGUGUACCCCAGAAGCAAGACACUGCUGCUACCUAACCUAACCUACCUAAGUUUCUCUAGCAAUGGCCGUGGUUGGUAUUCCAAGGACAUGGUUAAGUUAUAAACCAGGCUAGGUGAACCAACACUAUGAAGAAAGGUGUCUUUCAUGCUUUUAUUUUCCAGUUUCAUCUAACUUCAGGUUAACUUAACCUGGUUUGAUAUUCAAGCCAUCUUCUUGGAAUACCUUCCUGGACUCAAUGACUCAGAAACAGGACUCUGCUUCUUGACAUCCGUGUCUGCAUGACACUGCUGCUGCCGAAACAAACUGGCAUCUCCAGGCAGGGCCAUUGAAAGCCUUGGCCUAGGCCGAGGGACAGAAUGCUUUUUGGGGAUCUACAGGAGUAUUUGUUACACGCCCAACCACCAACCUCUGGGACCACACUAUUUUUUUAUUCCAACUGAUUUUUUUAGGUUUUUGAAAAAUGUUGUAUUUUUAAUCUGAUAUUUCAUUUUCUGAUCAAGCCAGAGUGCAGUAGCUGCAGUAUGAUGAAUGAUUUAAAAAUAUAAAUGUUCAUAUGUUCAAUUUUCUUUUGUAAAAGGAAAAAAAGAAUCUCUUGUGUUCAAAGAAAACAUGAAAAAAAAACUGAACUUAACCUGGUUUGCUAUUUAACCCAUCUUCUUGGAAUACCUUCCUGGACUGGAUAACUCAGAAGCAGGACUGUGCUUCUUGACCUGUGUGUCUUUAUUGAUGACUUGGAUAAGGUAUCACUGGAGCAAGACAUUGCUGCUCCCUAACCAAACUAGUGUUCGCACCAAUCAACACGUCUGCAGACAGUGCACACUUUUUUUUUUGUAUCUCCAGGCAGGGGCAGCCUUGCCAGCCUUGGCGUGGGCCAAAGGACAAAAAUGUUUUUUCGGGGAUCUACAAGUGUACUGUACAUGCUACAUGCCCAACCACCAACCUCUGGGACCACACUACUUCUUGAUUCCAAAUGAUAUUUUUUAGGUUUUUAAUGAUUUUGUAUUUUUAAGCUGAACUUUCCUUUUCUAAUCAAGCCAGAGGGCAGUAGCUACAGUAUGAUGAUUAAAAAAGUGAAUGCUGGUUUUGCUUAUUUUUCCUUAACAAUGAGUGCGGUUAUAUGCAUGGAUGGAGUAUUCUGGUUUGAAACGGAAUAUUCUCAGUAUUCAGUUUAAAACCAGGAGCAAUUCAAAGUCUUAUGUUUUGGUAUCGGACACUUUAUAUCCUUUGUGGAUGCAAUUUAGUGUUCUGGAUUCUUUUCAUAACGUUGUACAAUUUUCUUUUGAAAAAGAAAAAAAAAGAAUCUCUUUUGGAAAAAAGCAAAACAGCUGUAUGGGCAUGGUGUUCUUGCAGAGUGUUAGAAUGGUUUGAUACGAUGCUCUACAUUUGAACUCCACAUUAAAAUGGUUUUUACCUUUUGAUAGAACCUUC
Messenger RNA from Engraulis encrasicolus (European anchovy), 2761 nucleotides. RefSeq names its product periphilin-1-like. NCBI's taxonomy places the organism in Eukaryota, Metazoa, Chordata, Actinopteri, Clupeiformes, Engraulidae. Bases 265 to 1368 code for a protein of 367 amino acids. The transcript is spliced from 11 exons. Gene Ontology annotation, cellular component: nucleoplasm. The record is from RefSeq and is a predicted model, not a curated record. Gene Ontology annotation, biological process: protein localization to heterochromatin; negative regulation of gene expression, epigenetic; negative regulation of DNA-templated transcription.